AUGUCUUCCGUCGGGAACUCCAAGCCUUCUCUUGCUAUCAAACCUCCCAAAACAAAAUUCUUUGAUCUCUCCAACCUCGGCUUGGUUCUCGUACUCUGGGACCUCCUACUCGGCCUCCCCAUCUCUUACGUCCUCACCCUCGCCAACAAGAGAAUAAUCCAAUAUCUAGGCUACGAGAAAAUCAUGCGCUGCCCAAGUGGCAUCCUCUUCAGCCGCUGUCUCUUCGUUACUCUGAAUACGGUCCUGUUGCUGGCGUGGGCGGUACAAUUGGCUCAGGAGGAUGAAGAGAAUGUUAGGAUCGAGAGAGAAAUUCAGUGGUGGGAUAGGGAGAUUGAGAGAUUGGAGGGAUUGUUGGAGAGGAGGAAGAAGGAGAAGAAAAAUAGAGCAAAGAAAAUACAGAGGAAGGAUAGUGGUUCGGGCUUAGAGGACGCUUCUGUGAUUAUCAGUGAUGGGAAGGAGUGGAGGGAAUCCUUUGCUAGGAAGGUUGCAUCUUCAAGAGAGAGAGACAGACGGGUUUACCCAAAAGUUGAAGCUUGA
Molecule: messenger RNA, 537 nt
Organism: Amorphotheca resinae ATCC 22711
Lineage: Eukaryota; Fungi; Ascomycota; Leotiomycetes; Helotiales; Amorphothecaceae
Exons: 3
Coding region: 1-537 (178 amino acids)
Source: RefSeq, a predicted model, not a curated record